AACACUGGAGUCUGCAUCGCAGAUCUGACAAAUAACAAUAUCUUGUCGUUUACAAUUUACAACGCAUUCAUUUCGAGACGUAAUAUAAAACGAGAAUUUAUUGCUAAACUUCAUUAUAACAUAUUACACUUUAUUCUUCGAUACCUUAAUUUGCCUAAAACGAACAAUAUGGACAGAGAAGACGGGGAAAUGAGCGAUGAUAAUACCAUGGUUGUAGAUGAAGAUGUGAAAGAUACUGUUUUAGAAACUGAACCUUCGACAUUGGUUAUUAUAUAAGACAGAAAAAAUGGGUUAGUAAUAAAAAAGUUGGAGAAAGUUGAUGCCAUUAAAUUAGAAGAAAGAGCUAGAAGGUUUGGAUUAAACCUCACUGGCAACAGAGUAAUUACCCAAAAACAAAUUGAUGACUUGUAUGAAAAUUUUGGUAUAGAAAUUGGAAAUGAAAGACAUUUCCGUUUUGAUUCAAUUCAUUUAAGUGGUAUUGAUGGUCUUACUACGAAAGAAAUUUUUCAAUAUUUAGAAGAUUAUAAGCCUUUAUCUCUAGAAUGGAUUGACAAUACCUCCUGUAAUGUGGUCUGUCAGGAUCACAUAUCAGCUGCUUUGGCCUUGUUAGCACAUUCUCGAGAAAUUAAUGAUCAACAUUUGAAAGAGACACUUGUUGAAAAAUCUAAUUAUCAUUGGAGAGAAGGUGUACCACAUCCAAGGAAAGAUUUGAUAUUUAUGCGCUUUGCAACUAAUGGUGACAAAAAAAUUGUUAAAAAGAAAAAUGAAAAUAAGAGUUAUGUUGAAUAUUAUGACCGUGAAUUUGAUUCUGCUAGUAAGAACCCUUGGGGUGAUCUAUGUAAAUCUUGGGGUGUUUAUGAUCAUCAAGAGGUGUUUGGGACUAAAUAUGUAAAGCAUGACUAUGAAGAUGAAAUAGAACAACCAGAGAAAAUAAUUCCAAUUAAAAAUAAAAGGAUAGCAAUGAGGUUGGGCAAAAGACCUCACAGUGUGAAUUAUAAUUACACUGAUGAUGACAGUAAUUCAGAUUCUGAAUGGAUAUCAAAAUCUAAGACGCCAAGAAUGCGUAUGCAUGCUGAUGAUGAAGAGAAAAAGCAAAAACAAAAAUAUGUUUCAAAUCUGCCUAAAGAAGAGUAUACAGAUAAAUUUGCUCCUUUAUCUAUAGAAGUUAUUAACAACCAGAGUCACUACUCACAUAGAGAGACAACAAAAUUAUCAGAUAAAUUUAAAUAUCACAAUAAACCGGAGAAAAGCCAAAACAUACAAUCUCGAUUAGGUGAAAGAAUUUUACCCGAUGAAGACGCUUCGUCUAGUGAUGAUUCAUCGCCUAAAAACCUUUAUUAUAGCAAUAUUAUGAGUAAAGUACAAAAGGUUCGUAGCAAAAAUAAUGAGGAUAAUAGCAUUUGGUCUAGGUUAGAAGAUGCACCGAGUAGUACUGCUGGAGCAGGAAGUGAUUUGAGACAAAUAAUCAAAUCAAGAAAACAAAAGAAACCUGAUGACCUUCGAGAAAGACUAAGUAAAUCAAAACAGUCUAACUUGCGUAUUGAAAUUGACAAUAAUUAGAGUAAAAACAAUUCCUAUGCAAAACAAAUUAAGUUUAUUACUAUACAUAGUUAAACAAUAUUACUUUUAAUAAGAAAAUCACAUCAUAUUCACAUUAUUAUUUGAGUAUUUUUAAAAAUGAGAAAUGAUUUAACUUUAAGCUGAAAAUUAAAUAAGCAAAACAGCUUUUUAAAUCAACUAAAAUAAUGAUGAAAUGAAUUUGCUCAUAUCUUAGUUUAUACCAUAUUUUUGGUUGAUCUUAUACUGAAGGGAACACAAUCAACUAAAAUGCCUGGUAUUUAAAUAUUAUGUGAAACAUUUAGUUUACAUGAAAUAAAACAAUCAUAUAUGAAAA
This is a messenger RNA of Manduca sexta (tobacco hornworm), 1894 nucleotides long. Its product is annotated as nuclear cap-binding protein subunit 3. Gene Ontology annotation, cellular component: cytosol; nucleus. Gene Ontology annotation, molecular function: RNA 7-methylguanosine cap binding; mRNA binding. Lineage: Eukaryota; Metazoa; Arthropoda; Insecta; Lepidoptera; Sphingidae. The transcript is spliced from 3 exons. The record is from RefSeq and is a predicted model, not a curated record.